UCAGCCUAGUCUGCGACUUCCCUUCCUCGCUGGCGGCGGCCUGGAGCAAAGGGCGGGUGUGCCGGCGUCUCCUUCUUGCCCAGGUCCACAGGCUCCAGGGCUCGGAUCCUCGACGGCGGCUUCCGAUCAUGGGCGAUCCACAGCCGGUGGAGAUCGACGGCGGCAUCAUGGAAGGGGGUGGCCAGAUCCUGCGCGUCACCACAGCUCUGAGCUGCCUCUGUGGUACGCCCUUACAUGUGAAAAAUAUCCGAGCCGGCAGGAGUCAACCCGGCCUUAGGCCUCAGCACCUGUCAGGAUUGAAAAUGGUUCGCGACCUUUGCAACGGGCAGAUGGAAGGUGGAGAAAUUGGAUCGACCGAAGUCACUUUCGUGCCAGGGAAGAUUCAGGGUGGAACCCACGUCGCGGAUACCAAAACAGCGGGGAGUGUCUGCCUGCUGAUGCAAGUUGCAAUGCCCUGUGUGCUCUUUGCAGCCUCUCCAUCGGAGCUUCGUUUGAAAGGUGGCACCAAUGCAGAGAUGGCUCCCCAGAUCGACUAUACGGUGAUGGUCUUCAAACCAAUGGUUGAGAAGUUCAAUUUGACCCUGGACUGCGAUAUAAAAAGGAGGGGCUACUACCCCAAGGGGGGUGGCGAAGUGAUCAUACGGAUGUCGCCUGUUAAACAGUUGAGCCCAAUCGACUUAACCGACCGCGGCACCGUGACCAAGAUACACGGAAGAGCCUUCGUAGCUGGAGCUCUGCCAGUCAAAUUAGCAAAAGACAUGGCGUCGGCGGCAGUGAGGUGCAUCAGAAAGGAAAUCCGAGACCUUGACGUCAACAUUGAGGCCGUUCGAGAACCGGAUAAUGAGGCCUUUGGAACCGGAAGUGGAAUAAUAAUUGUUGCAGAGACUUCCACAGGUUGCUUGCUGGCUGGAUCAUCGCUUGGUAAAAGAGGUAAAAAUGCUGACAAAGUUGGAAUCGAAGCCGCUGAGAUGUUGCUUGGAAAUCUUCGACAUGGGGGAGCAGUGGACGAUUAUCUGCAAGACCAACUAAUCAUUUUCAUGGCUUUAGCAAAUGGCCUCUCCAGAGUGAAAACUGGACCAAUUACUCUCCAUACAAAAACUGCUAUACAUUUUGCAGAACAGCUGACAAAGGCUAAAUUUACUGUGGCAAAAUCAGAAGAGGACGCUUCGCCCAAAGAUGCCUACAUUAUCGAGUGCCAAGGAGUUGGACUGCUAAACACCAAUUUGUAGCUGCUGCUGUUUGUUGGAAUGGUUUAAUUAUUAUUAUUUUGGCUUUGUUUUUGUUUUGCCUUUAAAAAUAUUGCUGACAUCCUCAAGGGAGAAAAGUGUGAUUAGUGUUAGGUUUGAAUUAAUUCUAAUAAAGGACAUCCAUUUUGGGCUCUCUAGAUAAUAAAAAGCCUAUAUUGCUGCUGUUAAACACAGCAGAUGAUCAGUAUAGAUCACAGCAGAGUGGGGGAAGCGAUAGCCUCGGCUUUUAAAAACGGACUUCUGUGAUUCGGUCAUUCUUGUCCCCUGUUGGGAGCUGAUCAUAUGGAAUCCUUCACGUGCGUUGCAACAAAAAUGUCGACAAAAAGUCAUUUUCAGCAGUUUCUGUUCACAUCUCUUUUUUUAUUUCUGUAACCCUUUCUUGCACACGACUACAGAUAAAAAUAAAGCAGUCUCAACAGAUGAA
Molecule: messenger RNA, 1671 nt
Organism: Podarcis raffonei (Aeolian wall lizard)
Lineage: Eukaryota; Metazoa; Chordata; Lepidosauria; Squamata; Lacertidae
Gene: RTCA
Product: RNA 3'-terminal phosphate cyclase
Exons: 11
Coding region: 129-1229 (366 amino acids)
Biological process (GO): RNA processing
Cellular component (GO): nucleus
Molecular function (GO): RNA-3'-phosphate cyclase activity
Source: RefSeq, a predicted model, not a curated record